This is a messenger RNA of Solanum verrucosum, 537 nucleotides long. RefSeq lists its product as uncharacterized. Lineage: Eukaryota; Viridiplantae; Streptophyta; Magnoliopsida; Solanales; Solanaceae. Bases 1 to 537 code for a protein of 178 amino acids. The record is from RefSeq and is a predicted model, not a curated record. The transcript has a single exon.
AUGGAGUGGUACCUCGAGGGUGGGGGGGAUCAGGGCGCGGUGCCUCAAGGCGGAGGUGGGAAUGGAGGGGGGCCUCGAGGUGCGGUGCCUCGAGGCGUGGGGGCGGGGGUGGGGGUGAAGGGCCUUGGGGCACAAUGCAUCGAGGGGGGCGCAGUGCAUCGAGAGGGGUCUCGAGGCGGGGGUUGGUGGGCCUCGAGGUGGGGAGUGGGAGGGCCUCAGGGAGCGGUGCCUCGAGGCAGGGGUGGAGGUCCUUGGGGCAAGGUUCCUCGAGAAAGAUGUGAGGACGGGAGGGGACCUCGGGGUGCGGUGCCUCGAGGAAGGGGGUGGGGGGCCUCGGGGUACAAUGACUCAAGGCGGGAGGUGCGAGUAGGGGGGCCUCUGGGUGCGGUGCCUCGAGGCUAUGGUGGAGGGCUCGGUGCCUCGAGGUGGGGAUUGGUGGGCUCGGUGCCUCGAGGUGGGGAUUGGUGGGCUCGGUGCCUCAAGGUGGGGAUGGGUGGGCUCGGUGCCUCGAAACAGGGUGGGGGGCUCGGUGUCUAG